CAUGGAACCUGUUAAUUUGUCGCGGCUAACAUGAAGGUUUCUGUUCUUGGUUCUACUUUCUGUUGGAGUUGUUACUGUUCUUCUCAUUACCAUUUCCUGGCAUUAAUGAAAGGCUUUUGUGUAAGAUGCUGAUGUUUUGCGCACCCGUUUCGCCAGAUGUGGAUCUUUGUCAAGAUCUGUGAUAGCAAGACCGUCACUCUGGAGGUAGUGGAUUCAGAUACGAUCUAUAGCGUCAAGGCUAAGAUUCAAGACAAGGAGGGCAUACCUUCAUGCCAGCAGAGGCUCAUGUUUGAUGAUCAGCUAUUGGUGGGCAGCUGCACCCUGAAGGACCACAGCAUCCAGAACGAGGCCACCCUAACCCUUCACCUUGUAAUCCAAGGGAUGCAUAUCUUUGUCAAGCCGAUCGUUGGUAAGAUCAUGACCAUUGAGGUUGAUAGAGCAGAUAACGUGUACAGUAUAAAGGCGAAGAUUUUCGAUGAGACGGGCUUUGCCCCAGUUGGGCAGCGCCUCAUCCUUUAUGGGAAGAUGCUGGAGGAAGACCGCACCCUGGCCUAUUAUGGCAUACAAAAUGACUCUACCCUCCAUCUCAACUUGCGCAUCCCGCUUCUGAGAGAUCGGAUACGCAUCUCGAUCAGGACGGUUACUGGGAAGACCAUCGUUGAACGGAAUGGUAUGCGCUCAGAGACCGUUGGCAAUAUCAAGGCGAAGAACUAUGUUGAGUUGGGCAUUCCCACAGACCAGCAGUGCCUUUCCACAGGCGGAAAGCCGCUUGAGGAUGGCUGCACUGUGGAGGAGGCGAAGAAAUGUUGUUGCUGUGAUCUCCUUCUGCAACUCCGUCUUCCUGGUAUUCAGUGAGAUGGAUGAAGUUAUCUUGGCUGUGUCUUUUCGGCCCAAAUGUAGUGUAGAGAAGGAAAUUUGUCUUCUACUUUUGGUGAUCUUAGGUAGGGAUUGAAACUAAAGAGCUGGUUAGUUAUCAUGCAUGGGGCUU
This is a messenger RNA of Lolium rigidum, 988 nucleotides long. Its product is annotated as polyubiquitin-like. Lineage: Eukaryota; Viridiplantae; Streptophyta; Magnoliopsida; Poales; Poaceae. Gene Ontology annotation, molecular function: ubiquitin protein ligase binding; protein tag activity. The record is from RefSeq and is a predicted model, not a curated record. Gene Ontology annotation, biological process: modification-dependent protein catabolic process; protein ubiquitination. Gene Ontology annotation, cellular component: nucleus; cytoplasm. Bases 157 to 855 code for a protein of 232 amino acids. The transcript has a single exon.